Ictalurus furcatus (blue catfish) is the source of this 1792-nucleotide messenger RNA. It is a transcript of the gene adka, whose product is annotated as adenosine kinase a. Gene Ontology annotation, cellular component: nucleus; cytosol. Gene Ontology annotation, molecular function: adenosine kinase activity. The coding region runs from base 121 to 1200 and encodes 359 amino acids. The record is from RefSeq and is a predicted model, not a curated record. Lineage: Eukaryota; Metazoa; Chordata; Actinopteri; Siluriformes; Ictaluridae. The transcript is spliced from 11 exons. Gene Ontology annotation, biological process: purine ribonucleoside salvage.
GGCUCAUGAGGGGGAUUUAGAACCCGGCUACUUUCACCGCGCUUUCUCGUUCAGAUUUGCUCAAGCAAGGUGCUAGGGACGUGUUUUUAAAAUUAUUUUAAGUAUACAUUUAGGGAAGCCAUGGCUACAGACGAGCCUAAAAGCAAGAAAAUCAAACUUGAGGAGAAGACGAUCAGCCAAAAUGCUCUUUUUGGCAUGGGAAAUCCACUACUGGACAUGUGUGCUGUUGUGGACAAGGAUUUUCUUGACAAGUAUGGGCUGAAACCAAAUGACCAGAUUUUAGCAGAGGAAAAACACAAGGAAAUGUUUGAAGAAAUAGUCAAGAAGUUUAAAGUGGAGUACCAUGCUGGCGGUGCCACCCAGAACUCUGUGAAAAUUGCCCAGUGGAUGAUCCAGGAGCCCCACAAAGUGGCCACGUUCUUCGGCUGCAUCGGCAAAGACGAGUUUGGAAAGAUCCUGAAGCAGAAGGCAGAAGAGUGCCAUGUUGAUGCCCAUUACUACGAGCAGAGCGAGGAACCGACAGGGACCUGUGCCGCCUGCAUCACUGGAGACAACAGAUCUCUUGUUGCUAAUCUGGCAGCUGCCAACUGCUAUAAGAAAGACAAACAUCUGGACCUGGAGGAGAACUGGAAGCUGGUAGAAAAAGCAAAAGUCUACUAUAUUGCUGGUUUCUUCUUGACCGUGUCCUUGGAGUCAAUCUUGAAGGUGGCGAAGCACGCCUCGGAGAACAACAAGCUCUUCAGCUUGAACCUGUCUGCUCCCUUCAUCAGCGAGUUCUUUAAGGAUUCCCUAAUGGAGGUCAUGCCCUAUGUGGACAUCCUGUUCGGCAACGAGACGGAGGCUGCCACGUUCGCGCGCGAGCAGGGCUUCGAGACAGAGGACAUUGAGGAGAUUGCCAGGAAGACCCAAAGCUUACCCAAGGAGAACAAGAAAAGGCAGAGAAUUGUGGUCUUUACUCAGGGCAAGGAGGGCACCGUAAUGGCCAAAGGUGAAAAGGUGCAAACGUUCCCCGUCAUAGAGAUUGACCAGAAAGACAUUGUGGACACCAAUGGAGCUGGAGAUGCGUUCGUGGGAGGUUUCCUGUCUGAGCUGGUGCAGGAUAAGUCUCUGGAGCAGUGUAUCCGUGCUGGACACUAUGCUGCUAACGUCAUCAUUAGACACUCGGGCUGUACGUUUCCAGAGAAGCCAGACUUCCACUGAGAGACAAGUGAACUUUGCCACCCAAGUGUUAUGGGACUGAUGCCUUCCUCUCAGUGUUUAAUUGACUAUCUUUUUCCCCCUCUUCCUUUGGUCCCGUGUUCUCUCUGUUUCCCUUCACGCAUUCAGACUUCUGUGCCUCUGCCUCACAGCAGCCAGUGCCAUAGAAUGAUGUAAUCAUCCAAACCUUUUACUUAAUAACAAUCUAAUGUUUACAACAGAAGCAGCAGACCGUUUCUAUAAAUAGCAACAUUUUUUACUUUUUUCUGUUCCCUGUGCUUCAAACCUACACAGAAGUCAUGUGCAAUGAUAAUGACCACUUUGUCUCUAUUUGUGCAGGAAAGAAUUGCAUAGUUUUUGUUUAAACACCUGCCAGAGAACCACAGCCUUAAUGUCUUGUUUUGAACAGUUGGGGUUAUUUCAGUUCAUUUUAUCAAGUGUUUUUAAAGGCCAGUCUCUUUUCUGCUCGCUUUUAAAUUUGUAAUAAUGAAAAAGGAAUAUGCCUGCAUGUGUGUGUAUGUAGUGAUCUAUACAGUCUCUCUGACUGACCAAAACAACUGGAAAAAUUAAAAUGCAUUGCCUUUAUCACAAGCUA